Molecule: messenger RNA, 23910 nt
Organism: Podarcis lilfordi (Lilford's wall lizard)
Lineage: Eukaryota; Metazoa; Chordata; Lepidosauria; Squamata; Lacertidae
Source: the annotation of a GenBank genome assembly
AUGACCCGAUCACUUCUUUUCUAUUUGAGGAUGCAAACCGCAAGGAUGAAGCAGAAGCCGAGACCCUCCUGCCUGACUCUCAAGCUCCGGGAAGUGGCCUCCAUGUAUUUCACAGGGGUGGCCAUCUUCCUGGUCAUCUUGGUGGUCGCUCUGCAAGGCACAGAUCCGAGGGAGAGUGGCUUCCUCUACAGGGUGUCCCUGGACCCUCAAGGCCUCCUGGAGCUCUCAUGGAACAUCAGUUACCCCCUGCAGGAGGUGUAUUUCCAGAUCCUGGUCAAGGAGCUCAAAUAUGGGAUCCUUUUCGGCAUGUCCGACCGAGGAGGCUUUCAGAAUGCUGAUCUGGCUGUCCUCUGGAGUGAUGGACGCCAGUCCUAUUUCGCAGUAAGUCUGUUGCUAGGCUUCUUCCUGCAUUUGGGCUUGGGACCAUGAAGACUUUUCCCUUCUGCUUUGGGAAAUGAGGUUUAACAUGAGUCUGGGUUAGGGGAUCGAGGGAAGCACUUUCUCUGCAUGCAGAAGGUUCAGUCCCAAAAAUACCCCUGCCAAAAACCCUGGAGAGCCACUGCCAAUCAAGUGUAGACAAUACUGAGUUAGAUGGACCAGUGGUUUGACUUGGUAUAAUACAUCUUCCCAUGUUCUCAUUUAACUCAACCUAUACAGAUACAUGAGGGCUUGGAUCUUACUUUCAUUUUUAGAUGAAAUAGCUCAGUGGUCAACCAUCUGCUCUGCAUGCAGAAUGUCCCCGCUUCAGUCCCCAAUGGCAUCUCCAGGUACGGCUAGGAGAGAAAGACCCCAGAGCCUGAAACCUCAGAGAGCUGCUGCUGGUCCGUGUGAGCAAUAUUGAGCUAGAUGGACCAGCAGUCUGACUUGAUAAAAGAUGUUUUCUCAUGUUCAUAUUUCUUUGAGCAUAGUAUCUUGUGUUCAUUGACCUUUCCCCACUAUCAGUUAAUGAGCAGAUCAUUUGUAUUCAAAAAAUUGCACUGUGGGAGAGAAAAUUUCAUUGAAAUUGCAAGGUGGGGAGUUCUGGGUUUUUACCAUGCUUACUUUAUUCCAGCUGAAUCCCCAAGGAAGAUGUUUCAGAAAAGAGCAUUCAUCGCUUGGUUUUCCAUGCCUGCUAAGCACUUUUUGUUUAAGCAAUCCUCCUCAAACAUGUACUUUUAUUAUGCACAUCUGUUUUGAAAAUCUGUUUUCACUAUAUGCUGCGAAUUUUGUUACUCUUCCUUGCUUUAAAAACCUGUCCUAAUGGCCACUGGAAGGUGAUAGACUCCCUUCAUUGGAGGAUUUUAAGCAGAGGUCAGAUGGCCAUCCAUCAGGGAUUCUUUAGCUGUGAUUCCUGUGUUGCAGCAUGACCCUUGAGGUGCCUUCCAGCUGUCCAAUUCUAUGAUUCCACUGUUCUUUUUUCAGUGAAUACUUUAUACCCUUUUAUGUUGACUGCUUAGAUAUUAUUUAUUUUUAAGGCUUUUUAUAAAUCUUGCCAAAUACAUAGAGGCAACUCCUCCCUCGUAGGCUUUUUUCAGAUCAAGAAGCACAGAAAGCCAGGGAGGUGGUAGAAAGCUGGAGAAAGAUUUACAGGAAAGAAUAGGCACACACUCCAUUCUUACAGUGAUGCCAAAAGCUCAAAACUCCUGUGGUGAAGGUGCUUGCAAAGAUGAACCCUGCAGCCUGCAGGAUUGAAUCCACUCACCAACUGGGAGGCAGAGGGUCUGUUUUUGUUGUGAUCUCCUUCCUGACCAAUGUCAGCGCCUGAAAGCCUCAGAUCACUCUGAACAGCCUGACCAAGCAUGAUCCAGGGUGGUCUUCUUGACGUGUGCCAGGAUCCUAUUGAAUUGGCCUGAUUCAGUUCAGGAGUUGGCUGGAUCCAUUGGUGGCUGGAGCCCAUUUGGGCAGAGCCAAAGACAGGCAGAGUUACAUGAUGCCUCCACUGGUAGCACAGAAGGUGGUAGGUGGUCCCAGACAGGGAGAACCACACCGUGAUUGGUUGUAAGUCAGACAACAGGCAUGUGGGGGCUAGGUGUGGGCAGGUUGCUGGGGCAGGUUGCAGCACCCUACCAGCCCCAGAGUAUGUCACAGAGCAAGCCUGUUAGUAAAUCACACAGUUCAAAGUUGGCAUUAACGCUUUACUAGCAAAAACAUGUUCUUUCUGGACUUGGCUGUCAGGUCUAAUGAGCACAGCAGCUCAUUCCCUGUACGUCUUAUUCCAGGUCCCUGCCUCCCCACAGCCAUCUAUGGUUCCUCUUCUCCAGAGCUUAUUCCAAGCAAUCAGAGACUGUGCCUAUGUGCUCCACCCAUUUUAUGUCUCUUCUGGUUCUGGGAGUCAGGUGGGGUAGCUUGUUGCAGCAGGAGGGGGACACACCCAUGACUUUUCACCAGCCUGACUCCUCUCUGCCUCUUGGCUUCCCUACUUCCACUCACCUGCUUCAGCUUCUGCCUCUGAUUCUGGACUUCUCUCUGCUACAGACUCCGCCAGCUCACUACGUCCUGUUGCCUCUUCAGCUUCUGACACCUCAUCUUCUCUAUCUUUUCCCUCUUCUCCCUCUGACCACUCAUCAUUUUCCACCUCCACUCCCAGGGCUCUGAGCCUUCUUUCCUUGGUGGCUUCCCAGCUCUUCCUCCCACCAUUCCUCUGCGUCCAGUCAGUCCGUGACAGGGUACCAGCCUCCACUAGAGCACAGCCCUGUUCUAAAGAAAUCUUAAGAAUGACUGGAGGACAAGGGGGGGAAACUGAAGCCUCUUUCAAAGCAGGAGAAAACUCUUAAGAAUCUGGAAGACAGAUUUUGGCACAACUGUCUGUCAUAUAUGAUCUGUUGUGGGAUGUUCCCCCCCUUACCUGCAGGAUGCCUGGAGCGAUCAGGAUGAGCGACUCCACAUGGAUCCUCAGCAGAACUACAGACUUAUCAGUGCUCAUCAAACGGCUGAGGGCCUCUCCCUGCUCUUUAAAAGGGCUUUCAGCACAUGUGACCCCAAGGACUAUCUCAUUGAGGUAAAAAACUCUUCGCCUCCUGGGGUGGGCUCAAGAUAUAUUGAGCACCAUUAGAAUAGUUGCUGAGUACUCUUGAGAAGAAAACAGUCCUCCCACAAUAUUAAGCACCAAGGGAAAGCUGCACAUCAGUUCGAAAAGUUGUAAUUUUUCCCAAUUGCAUGUCAUUUUUUCAAUCUAGGCUGAUGCCAAACAUACAAAUAUACCACUUGAGGCAGCUAUAAUCUGCUCUGUAAGCAUCUUCUGGAAAUUUAUUUAUUCUUCCUUUAUUUUCUAAAAAGUUAUAUACAACUGUGUCAUAAAAAUAUGUCAAAGAAGCUGCAGCAGCAGAACCAUAAAACCCUACAAAAACAACAAAAAAGUUAAAACGGGCAUCAAUGAACUAUUGUGGAAGGAUGUGUUCUUAACUGCGUAGAUAGGUCUGGCGGAAUAGAAAUGUUUUCAGCAACCGUUUAAAAGUUUAGCACAGAAGAUGCAUACUGAAUUGUUAUUAGUAGAGACUGGGCUGAUGACACUAAAUGCUCAGUUUCUCAUUGUUGUCAGAUGCAUCAUGCCAGUCUAGGGAACAACCAACAAUGUUCCUGCAGAUGAUCUCAGAGAUUAAAGUGUUUAGGACAGGGUGCCAACUUGAAUAGAAUAUUGUGGGGGCCCAGAUAAGCCCCACCCCACAUAACUGAUCACAUGAUGCAGUGCACACACAUCAUUUGAAUGGGAAUGCCCAUCAAUUUUGUGGGGGCUGGCCCCCUCAAAUAUUUUAUAGUGGAGGCAGAAGCCCCCAUGGCCACUAGGAGCUAGCUCCUUGUUCAGGAGGUCCCUGAGGUACCCCAGAUCUAAGCUGCUCAGGGCUUUAUAAAUUCAUACAAGAAUCUUGAACCUGGCUCUGUGGUAGAUGGGCAGCCAGCGCUGCUGUUUUAACAAUGGUGCCACAUGUUGUUGACCAAAUGCCUCCAUCAGCAGUCUAGCUGCAGCACUCUGCACCAGUUGGAGCUUCUGACCCAGUUCCCAAGGGCAGUUGCUCUGCUGCUCAGCUCUGGUCCUUCCUGAUGAAUGUGCCUUCUGUCUUCCCUUCCAGGAUGGCACUGUACAUCUUAUCUAUGGGAUCCUGGAGAAACCGGUCCCCUCCCUCCAAGCCAUCAGUGUCUCUGCCCUCCUCUGGAAAGGCCUGCAACGUGUCCAGCUACUGAAACCCAUCAUCAGGAUCCCACCCCUGCCUGGUGACCUGAAGACCAUGGAAAUAAGAGCUGUUGACGUGGAGAUCCCCAGCCAGGAGACAACUUACUGGUGCUUCAUCCAGGAGCUCCCAGAGGACUUCCCAAAGCAUCACAUCAUCAUGGUGGGUGGAAGAAAGUACAGCAUCUUUCUCCCAACUUCAUAGACUUUGACUCCUUUUCUUUCAUUUCCCUCCAAUCCUUUUACCUUUUUAAUAUCUAUAACAGGGGUCAUGAAAAAGGGAUGCCAUUUUUUCUCUGUGGCAACCUCCAGGAGCCAAUGGUAGGUGGAGUCACAGGUUAAUAGAGGUGUAAGAGGCCAGGGUGCGCUGUGUGUGUGUGUGUGUGUGUGAGAGAGAGAGAGAGAGAGAGAGAGAGAGAGAGAGACCCAUUACUAUUUCUGCAGUAGGGUCCCUGUCUCUAGGAUCAUAGCACCACCCAAAGGGGAGCCUUUUAGCCACUGAGAAGGAAUUUUUCUCACCCUUUGCAUCAAUUGGAGACCAUCAGAAUGAAGGAAGGUUGAGUCAGCCACAAACUAUGGUCUCCUAGGCGCCCUCUGAAGAAAGUGCAUGGGAAGAACUUUGAGGAGUUGUUCCGUACACUCCAAAGCUAAACACUUAGGAGUACUUGAAAGAUGAUUUGAGGAGUUCUGUUAGGUGUCAUGGAACUUUAAGGAAAACCCCACUUAAGAAUGCUGUACAGUGAUACCUCGGGUUACAGACACUUCAGGUUACAGACACUUCAGGUUACAGACUCUGCUAACCCAGAAAUAGUACCUUGGGUUAAGAACUUUGCUUCAGGAUGAGAACAGAAAUCGCACAGCGGCAGCAGGAGGCCCCAUUAGCUAAAGUGGUACCUCAGGUUAAGAACAGUUUCAGGUUACGAACGGACCUCCAGAACGAAUUAAGUUUUUAACCCGAGGUACCACUGUAUAUUGGAGUACUCCAAAUUAUUUGCCUGUGUUGUACCUGCACAGAAAAUAGUAGAUCCAGUCAAAAGGCAACUCACACAGAUCUGCACUGAUUGUUGGAAUGCAUUUCUAAUUAUUAUUAGUGUAUGGAUUAUUCUGAAAUCUUAGAAGGUUGCAUAAUCUUAGAAGGGGGCAUGGUUAUGAUGGGUGGUGGUGUCUGUGACUAUCUUGAAUGAAUUUGUCACUAUGCUGCUGGAGGCAAUGGGGGGGGCAAUGGUUGGGGCUCAUUUCUUUGUAGAGGCAAGCUCUCAGUGAUUCCAUCUGUGCAAGCCAGAGGUUUCUGCAUAUGCCUCUAUACCUUUCUCCAUGCAGAAAAGCAAGAGACAUCUUCACAGCUCAAUUGCAUAUUCUACACUGACAAAAGCACUUGUGGAAGAGACCAGAGAGGACUGGUAAGAGUAUGCCCUGGGUAGCAGCUCUGAGGAUCAGAUCCAGGGCUGACUCGGUGUAAGCUCAGAUCCCCAGGUCAGUCCAGAUCUCCACCCCAAAGUGGCCUGGCUUUGUCCGAAUCCAGUGCACAGCUCCAAUUAAGAGGAGGGUAGGCCUGAAGAAAAGGGAUGCAGGUGGCGCUGUGGGUUAAACCACAGAGCCUAGGACUUGCCGAUCAGAAGGUCGGCGGUUCGAAUCCCUGCAACGGGGUGAGCUCCCGUUGCUCGGUCCCUGCUCCUGCCAACCUAGCAGUUGGAAAGCACGUCAAAGUGCAAGUGGAUAAAUAGGUACUGCUCCGGCGGGAAGGUAAACGGCGUUUCCGUGCGCAGCUCUGGUUCGCCAGAAGUGGCUUAGUCAUGCUGGCCACAUGACCCGGAAGCUGUAUGCCAGCUCCCUCGGCCAAUAAAGUGAGAUGAGCGCUACAACCCCAGAGUCGGCCACGACUGGACCUAAUGGUCAGGGGUCCCUUUACCUUUACCUUCAGGCCCGAAGAAUUCCAUCUCCACCUUUUUUAUAUUUCAAGUCUCUCCUUCCUUUCAGCACUGUUACACUUUCUGCUAUGGGAGGGUUUGUAGGAGCUGCAGAACUGCCCCCCCACCCCCACCCCCACCCUCCCAACAGGAUGAGAGUGAAAUCUGAGAAUCGAGCUAAUGAGGGGGAAAGUCAAUCAGCCUAGAGGGCAAUUCCUGCAGAAUUCCUUAGUCAUCAGCUAUGGAGAGCUGUUAGUCAGACCCUGUCACCUUGCAGGUUACAAGAGAGGUAGGAGGGGGAGGGGGGAAGGAAAGCCAUGACUCAGCAGAUCUCAAAGUCACAGCUGUCCAUAUAGCAACCCACACCCCCACAAGGUGGUUAGGGAAAGAAGAGGAAAAAGGGAAGUGUGAGUUUUAAACAGCAAUCUCUCUUCACAGGGAGCUCUUGAAAUUGUAGCUCUGAGAGGGACAUAGGGGGUCUCUUAAUAACUCUCAGCCCCUUAACAAGCUACAUCUCCCAGAAUCCUUUGUGGUAAGCCAUGACUGUUUAUCAUAGCACUUUAAAUGUAUGGUGUAUAUGUGGCCUUUCACUGUUUUGUUUCAUUUUGUUCUUUUCAAAUACUACAUCCAUUGUCUCCCAAAGCCUAGAUCUAAAGACAGCACUGAGGAUGAUGAGUGGCAGACAUGGCUUUCUCCCCCUCCUCAUUUAAUCUCCACAACUCUGUGAGGGAGGAUAGGCUGAAAGGCAGAGACUGGCUUCCAAGGUCACCAAGUGAACUUCAUGGCCAAUGGAGGGAUUUGAACCCUGGUCUCUCCCAAAUCCUAGACCACUCUAACCACCACACCACACUGAUUCUCUUUGCAGUAUGAACCGGUCAUCACAGAGGGGAACGAAGCUAUUGUCCACCACAUGGAGGUCUUCCAGUGCGCUGCCAAUUUCAACACCUUCCCACACUACAAUGGGCCCUGCGACUCCAAGAUGAAGCCAGAACGCCUGAACUACUGCCGGCACGUGCUUGCUGCCUGGGCAAUGGGUGCACAGGUGUGUCAGAUCGAGAUAGCUGCCCGAUACAGGGCUGGGGCAGAAGUUUCUUCCCAUUCCAUUCUCUUUGAACUGUUUCCCAUCUGUUAAUGGAAAUGAAUUCAUGCAGCUUUCCAGUGACCCCCACAAAACGGGCAUCUUCCACUAUUGCCCAUGUAUUGUGGGAUGACCUUUCACUCUCCCUGAUAGGCAGCAGCAACAGACACCUUCAGACAUCCUGGAAAGAGAUCAUUGGGGGCUACUAGGGCAGAGCUUUCCAAAAUACAUGUCGGGACACAUUAGUGUGUCGGCUGCAAUGUGUAGGUAUGCCACGUGAAUGCUCCCUGUGCUCCUUCUGGGGCUGGAAAGUUUAAUCUCCUGUUUGCUAGGAAAACUGAAUUACUGUGUCGCGAAAUGAUGCAUAUCUAAAAACAGUGUCGCCAGCUUGAAACGUUUGGAAAGCUCUGGGCUAGGGUUUUCCCUUUCUGCAUUGCAGGUUUCCAAAAGUCGUGAGCUCUGCCUGAUACUCCCCCCUUGGGGGUCAGCAUCAGAAUUGCAAUAUUGGGGUGGGGGUGGGGGGCAUGAUGAUGAUGAUUACUAUCCAUCUGGUUAAUUCUCCCUCCCCCUGUCCUUCUUAUAGGCUUUUUACUACCCAGAGGAUGCAGGGCUUGCAUUUGGGGGCCCUGGUUCUUCCAAGUUUAUGCGGCUGGAAAUCCAUUACCACAAUCCCCUGGAACUCAAAGGUAAACAAAACUUUGGUGGUGGUGGUGUUAAGACUUAUUAGUCACUUGUUAUCUAAAAGGCCUACAUGUGACUUACAUUUGAAACAUGAACACCGCCCUGUGAUUGUCAGAUGAAGGGUUGUAUUAUUUAUUUAAUGUAUUAAAUAAAUAAUAAGCAAUAUUAUCAAGGGUCUGGAAUGAGGAUAGGGGACCACUGGCAUCACAGAAUUACAUGUGAAAAGCAUCUAGUGGUCUCAAUAGACCACAAGCUUCACAUGAGUCAGUAGCAUGAUGCAGCAGCAAAAAGGUGAAUGCUAUCCUAGGCUGCAUCAACAGUAGUGUCUGGAUCAAGUGAAGUAACGGUGCCACUCUAUUCUGCCUUGGUCAGACCCCACUUGGAGUACUACGUCCAGUUCUAGGUGCCACAAUUUAAGAAAGAUGCUGGAACACUUGCAGAGGAGGGUGAUCAAAAUGAUAAAGGGUCUGGAAACCAAGCCCUAUGGGGAACAGUUGAGGGAGUUGGGCAUGUUUAGCCUGGAGAGGAGACUGAGAGGAGAUAUGAUAGCCAUCUUCAAAUAUCUAAAGGAUUGUCACAUGGAAGGUGAAGCAAGCUUGUUUUUUCCUCCUCUGGAGGCUACAACCUGAAACAAUGAAUUCAAAUGACAGGAACUUUCUGGUGGUAAUAUCUGUUCAACAGUGGGAUGGACUCCCUCAGACUCAGAGGGUGGUGGACUCUCCUUCCUUGGAUGUUCUUAAACAGAGGUUGGAUUGGCAUCUGUUAGGUGUUAUUUCACUGUGAUUCUUGCAUUGCAGGGAGUUGGAUUAGAUCAUUCCUUGACUGGGGGGCGGGAUGCUGCUUAUGCAUCCCUCAAACCUCAGAGAAGAGACUUUGUGGCUGCUGUUUUCUCCCCACCCUCCCCCAAAUGCCACUUAGCUGCUUGGCUGAGCUUACAAGGCUGAGAACGAAAAGGUGCCUCUCAAAAUAAUGAGCGAAGGGGCAGCCUCUCCUGCUUCUACCACAUUUUGUGACAGCAAGCUGGCUUCAGGGAGGUGUGGGGCGAAGGAUAAGAAAAUGCAAAGUGGCUGCAUUUCCAUAAACACAAAGUUGCCUGCUCCUUGACUUCCUCUGAGUAUUUUUAGAAAGCCCCAGCAUCUGUGCUGCUCAACAGUCACAGGGUGUUGGGAAGCAACUCAUCUAUAAAUAAUGGGGUUUGGUUCUUUCUGUUGAACCAACACCUCCUUCAUUUAUUCUUAACCAUCUGUUGUGCCCAGUUUGGAGACAGGGACAUAAAAGGAGAUGGAUGUCCUGGCCAAAAUCAGAUUAUCUUCCUUUAUGGCUUUAACAUGGGGAUUGGGAAACUAGCCAGUUUGGGUCUGAUCUCGAGAGUCAAAAACCUCUGAAAAUGAGUUACUGAGAACUGCAAGUGGUGAGAGUGUUGCUCUUGCACUCAGGUCCUGCUUGGACUCCAAUUGGAGCAUCUUGUUGGCUGACUACUGCUGGAUAGCCCAGUUGGUUGGAGUGUGGUUUUGAUAACACCAAGGUCACAGGUUCAAUACCCAUAAGGGACAGCUGCCUAUUCCUGCAUUGCCAGGGGUUGGAUUAGAUGAUCCUCAGGAUCCCUUCCAGCUCUAUGCUUCUGUGAGAACAGGAUGCUAAACUAGAUGCUUCCCCCUUUGACCUGGUGCAGCAGCCAGGCUCUUCUCAUUUUCUUCUUCAACUGUGGGGGAGGUAAACAUCUUUUUGGAGUGCUCUUCACAUCUGGCUUAGCAGUGAGGAUGGCAGAGAUUAUGUUGGCGAGUAUGAAGUGGGCUCAUUUUGAUGGGGGCACCUACUGGGGAUGAGAGCAGCCCAGCCCCAAGAUUGGCCAGCAACAUGUUCUUCUGAUGCUUCUUCCAUCAUCAGUCCUGCUAUGAGAAAAGAAUAAGAUGCAGUUAUGGAUUUCCUGCUGGUUCAGAAGGAGCACACACACAAUGAGCAGAACAUCUGGAGUCAAGAUGAGGUCAGAGGGGGCUGAUGAGGGGGCAUGUAUCACAGGACUGCAAGUUCUGAAAGCCUUUCCCCCACCAUCCUUCUCCAACUAGUAUGCAGUUUGCAGGAUGUCAGGUGCCCAGAGGGGCCAUUAAACAGCAGUGACAUUUCAAGCAAACUCAGAGGGGCCCAAGACAGCAGAUUCUACUUGGAUUGGCUGCUAAUUACGGCCCCAGGCAGAGAAAGAUCUUACAUCACCCACUAUGGUGCGUGUACAGCUCAUAAUCCCUGAGUUAUGAAAGAAGCAGGUUUGUUUAUAAGGUGUUCUUAAAGUUAGUAGGUAUGGAGUUUGGAUUAGUAGUAGUAGUAGUAGUAGUAGUAGUAGUAGUAGUAGUAUUUUACAACAUAUUAGCGACUUCUUCUUUACAAAACAAUAAAAAACCCUGCAAUAAAUAGAUAACCCAUAACAUUAAAAACAAAGGAGAGAAAAAUCUAAAACUCAUCUAUAUUUUUGAAAGGCAGGACUGCAACAUCCCACUCACUGAAGAAGCCAUAGAUUAUUAAAUAAUAACAUUUUUAAAGCAACCACAACCAAAAAAUUCAGGGUAUUCCCAUACACACAUCAAACCUAAUCCCAGAUCCAUAUAUAUUUUAAUAUAUACCCAUAAGAACAAAACAUAAGAGCAUGAGAAUAGUUCUGCUGGAUCAGGCCAAAGGGGGUGCAUCUAAGCCCUGUUAGCUCAGAGGCCACACAAAAACCCCCAAUGGGAAGCCUAUAAGCAAGAGCUGAGCUCAACAUUACCCUCCCGUUCUGCAGUUUCUGGCAACUGGUAUAAAGCAACAUACUGCCUUCAGCAGUGGAGGCAGAGCACAGCCUUUGUGGCUAGCAAGCAUUGGUAGUCUUUUCCUCUUCCAUGCAUUUGUCUAUUCCUCUUUUAAAGCCAUCCAAGCUUAUGGCCCUCACUGCCUCUUGUGGGAGUGAGUUCCACAGCUUAACAAUGUGAUGUGUGAGCUCCAUAGCAAGGGUAGAAUCAUCAGACCAUGCCCUGUAAAGCUUAAUUCAUUUCCAAGAUUUGCUGCCUGUACCUAUGAAGAUGAUCAUGGAGACAGCCUAGUUCUACACCCAACACUGAAGGCUGUUCUGCAACUCUCGUUAACAUGAGCUUCUUCUUCUUUUCAAACCUUGACAGGUCGCCAUGAUUCCUCAGGGAUCCGCUUGUAUUACACAGCCUCUCUCCGGCCUUACAAUGCAGGGAUCAUGGAGCUGGGCUUGGUCUACACACCGGUGAUGGCCAUUCCACCAGGCGAAACACACUUCCACCUGACCGGCUACUGCACUGAUAAAUGCACUCAGCUGGUGAGCAGGGGCAUAGCGGUGUGUGUGUGUGUGAGCUGUCACCUGGGCGCAGUUUUUUGGGGGGUUGCAUCAAGGCGCCCUGCUCCGCCGUGGGCUGUUGCCUCCUUCUCAGCACCAUCCAGCUGGAGAGUGAUUGAGAAGGAUGCAACAGGCGCGCACCCUGAUCCCUGCAAGACCAGUGCUGCUUUUGCUAUGGUGCUGCUCACAGGGGCCAGGCCGCAUGCCUGUUGCCUCCUUCUCAGCCACCAUCCCACCCCAAAAGCUGGAGGGAUCAGGAGAAAGACGCAACAAAUUAUGGGCACUCUCCCUGUAAGCAGCACUGCUCUCAAAAGCAGCACUAGGCUUGCAGGGGCCAGGGGAGCAUGCUUGCUCGCUGCACCCAUGAGCCCAGUGUCAUUUUUUUGAGAGUCUUGCAAAGUGACAUUGGACUUGUGGGGUGCUGGGAGUGUGCCCCGCUUUGAAGCAGUGGGUCGGGGUCGCUCUGACAGCUGGCCCCACCCACAGCCUUGCCCCCAUGGUGCAGACGGGGAACACUCCACUGCUGCUGGUGAGUAUGUUUACCUUUAGGCAAGCAUAGCCAACGAGGCACACAGGGAGCUGGCUGCCUUCUACUGAGUCAGACCAAUGGUCCGCUGAGCUCAGUAGUGUCUAAGCACAGUAGCAGCAGUACUGUGGGGUUUCAGGCAGGGAACAAUCCCAGACCUGGGGUCUUCUUCUUGCAAAGCACUGCUCUAUGACUGAGCUGUGGCCUUGCACCAACAAAUAAAGUAUGAUUAUAAUAAUAAUAAUAAUAAUAAUAAUAAUAAUAAUAAUAAUAAUUUAUUAUUUAUACCCCGCCCAUCUGGCUGGGCUUCCCCGGCCACUCUGGGCGACUUCCAAAAGAAUAUUAAAAUACUAUAAUACAUCAAACAUUAAAAGCUUCCCGAAACAGGGCUGCCUUCAGAUGUCUUCUAAAAGCCUGGUAGUUGUUGUUCUCUUUGACAUCUGGUGGGAGGGUGUUCCACAGGGAAGGCGCCACUACCGAGAAGGCCCUCUGCCUGGUUCCCUGUAACUUGGCUUCGCAGUGAGGGAACCGCCAGAAGGCCCUCAGUGCUGGACCUCAGUGUCCGGGUAGAACGAUGGGGGUGGAGACGCUCCUUCAGAUAUACUGGACCAAGGCCGUUUAGGGCUUUAAAGGUCAGCACCAACACUUUGAAUUGUGCUCGGAAACGUACUGGGAGCCAAUGUAGGUCUUUCAAGACCGGUGUUAUGUGGUCUCUGCGGCCACCCCCAGUCACCAGUCUAGCUGCCGCGUUCUGGAUUAGUUGUAGUUUCCGGGUCACCUUCAAAGGUAGCCCCACGUAGAGCGCAUUGCAGUAAUCCAAGCGGGAGAUAACCAGAGCAUGCACCACUCUGGCGAGGCAGUCCGCAGGCAGAUAGGGUCUCAGCCUGCGUACCAGAUGGAGCUGGUAAACAGCUGCCCUGGACACAGAUUUGACCUGUGCCUCCAUGGACAGCUGUGAGUCCAAAAUGACUCCCAGGCUGCGCACCUGGUCCUUCAGGGGCACAGUUACUCCAUUCAGGACCAGGGAAUCCUCCACACCUGCCCGCCUCCUGUCCCCCAAAAACAGUACUUCUGUCUUGUCAGGAUUCAACCUCAAUCUGUUAGCCGCCAUCCAACCUCCAACCGCCUCCAGGCACUCACACAGGACCUUCACUGCCUUCACUGGUUCUGAUUUGAAAGAGAGGUAGAGCUGGGUAUCAUCUGCAUACUGAUGAACACCCAGCCCAAAUCCUCUGAUGAUCUCUCCCAGCGGCUUCAUGUAGAUGUUGAAAAGCAUGGGGGAGAGGACAGAACCCUGAGGCACCCCACAAGUGAGGGCCCAGGGGUCUGAACACUCAUCCCCCACCACCACUUUCUGAACACGGCCCAGGAGGAAGGAGCGGAACCACUGUAUAACAGUGCCCCCAGCUCCCAGCCCCUCAAGACGGUCCAGAAGGAUGUUAUGGUCGAUGGUAUCAAACGCCGCUGAGAGAUCCAGCAGAACUAGGGAAACAGCUCUCACCUUUGUCCCUAGCCCGCCGGAGAUCAUCAACCAGUGCGACCAAGGCAGUUUCAGUCCCAUGAUGAGGCCUGAAUCCCGACUGGAAGGGAUCCAAAUGGUCCGCUUCUUCCAGGCGUGCCUGGAGUUGUUCAGCAACCACUCGCUCAAUCACCUUGCCCAAGAAUGGAAGAUUUGAGACUGGGCGAUAGAUUCUCGUCCUCAUGGUUCUGAAUAAAGGGCUGAAUUAAAUAGGAACAAAGGAAGUUGAUCUUGUAUCAAGUCAGACCAGCAGUCCUUCUACACUCAGUAAUAUCUACAGUGGUCAACAGCAGCUCUCCAGGGUUUCAGGCAGAUGCCUCCCUUGACCCUACUUGGCAAUGCCAUUAGGGGUUGAACUUGGGACCUUCUGCAUGCAAAGCAUAUGCUCCACCCCUGAGCUAUUUCCCUUCCCCAGAAUCAUGACCAGUGUCCAAACCAGGGGAAAAACAAUGCCAGUUCUAGAUAUUGUGUAGUGAAACCACUCCACGAGACAACUUGCAGUUAGCCCUUUUUUGGUGUUCCACAUUGAUUUCUGAUAACUGAGUAGCCACCUUCCCUUCCACUUGAAAGCAUUUGCCAUUUGCCAUUCAAUCCUCUGGGCCACAAAUAUUUGUGCGACCUGUCUUGCCAGGCACUGCCACCUUCUGGGAUCCACAUCUUUGCUUCCCAACUUCACACCCACCUGACAGGGAGGAGCGUGGAGACGGUGUUGUCCAGAGAAGGGAGAGAAGAGGAAAUUGUCAACAUGGACAAGCACUACAGCCCUCACUUCCAGGUACAGCUUUGAUAGUCAUUAUAUACAGACUAUGUACCUCUCUCGCCCUGACCUAGCCGCUGUGAUCCACAUGACGGUCACCUCCAGGCUUGAUUAUUGUAACUCACUCUAUGUGGGGCUGCCCUUGAGACUGACCCAGAAACUCCAGCAGGUGCAGAAUACCAUGGCGAGACUCCUUACGGGGUCCUCGCCGCGGGAUCACAUUCACCUGGUGCUAUACCAGCUGCACUGGCUCCCGGUGGAGUACAGGAUCAGGUUUAAAAUGCUAGUUUUAAACUUUAAAGCCCUAUACGGCCUAGGACCCUCGUACAUACGGGACCGCCUCUCCUGGUAUGUCCCACGGAGGACUUUACGGUCUUCAAACAAAAACAUCUUGGAGGUCCCGGGCCACAGGAAGGUUAGGCUGGCCUCAACCAGAGCCAGGGCUUUUUCGGCUGUGGCCCCGAUCUGGUGGAACACUCUGUCACAAGAGACUAGGGCCCUGCGGGACUUGACAUCUUUCCGCAGGGCCUGCAAGACAGAGCUGUUCCUCCAGGCCUUUGGCCAAGGCACAGUCUUGGUAAUCCUCAUAGAACUCUAGCCCAAUGGUUGCCAUUAAUUUGAUUCUGAAUUGAUUUUAGAAUGAAUUGAUUUUAGAAUGUAUUUCAAUUAAUUGAUUGUGAUUUUAUGUAAACUGUGUUACUUUUACUGUUGUUAGCCACUCUGAGCCCGACUUCGGCUGGGGAGGGUGGGAUAUAAAUAAUAAUAAUAAUAAUAAUAAUAAUAAUAAUAAUAAUUUAAUGUUCAGCUGUGAUUUGUACCUUGCAGGGGUUGGACUAGAUGGUGCAUUGGGUCCCCUCCAAACUCUACAAUUCUAUGAUUCCAGUGCAUUUUAAAAUAAGCCUAGAGUGUCCUCCAGUUAAGGGACAGAGGUUCUCUACCCUGCCAAGCAAUAUCUCUCACCCUCAAAGCCUUCCAUCACAUUUCCCUUCCACCUCAGUUACCCUCUGCUUACCUGUACAUCUCUCUACUCCUGUCUCUCGCUUUAUUUUAGGAGAUCCGUAUGUUAAAGAAAAUUGUGACUGUUUUCCCGGUAAGCACAUGUCUAAAUGAUGUUUUGUUUAAUCCUUCGCAGGAGGUUUUUUUUUGGGGGGGGACACUGCCACCUUAUUAUUCAUUAAUAAUACCCAUCAGUCCUAGGGAUUUGGAUGAGGAUAACCCUCUGAGGAUGGGGUAAACUCCAAAGGGCAUACACACACCAAAAGAGUUUCUAUUUGGGUCAGUCCUUUGGGGUGUGACAACAGCUGCUCCGACUGAGUGCUUGAUUGUAGAUGGGCUUGCCUCUAGGCAAGGAAUUUGAGCAGGUGGGGGGGGGAGAGAGAGAGAUUUGACCAGGCUUCCAAGCAAGAGAUGGAAUGCUAGGAACCUCUGUUGUUGCAAGAGCAUGAGUUGUUGCUGGCAUCGGUCUGUCUCAGGAGACAAUGGAGUGUGCCUGCAGGGGUUGAGUUAAACCACUGUGUUAGCAGCACAGAAGUUACUCCCCUGGGGUUCAAAGCCUGGGCAGUGUGAAUGGAGGUCCUGGGCUGCCCACACAACAAGACCACCCUCUCAGCCUCGCUGAUGUGGUCCAAAAGAAAGCAGAGCAAUACGUUUGGCACCAGCUUCGCUACAGGAGUUGCCAGAAGGAGACGUACAAGGCACCAUCCAACCACCUUCAAGACUCCACUCUGUAUUUGUAUAGAGUUUACUCCUUGGCCUUUUCUUCUCCUGAAGAUAUCCCACAAGGCAGUGGAGGUUUAAGAUCAGAGUUUUCCUUCUCUCCUACAUGGGCUCCCUUCCCAGGUUGGGAAGCCCUACCUGCCCAUCACUUCCCUCUACAGUGCAUUCAGAAACUGCCUUCUUGACCACUGGGCCUACUAUUGGUCUCAUCUGCUUAGUCUGUUGGAGCCUGUCUUCACAGGCAGGGAAAGUCCCUAACACACCAGGAGCUUGUGACCCAUUGGCUCCCCUCACCUGGUUUAGCAGUUCCUGGGGUGUGGCCACUGUCAUAUGCUGACAGCUUCUAGGAGCUGCAGGUGAGAGCUAAGUGCAGGGUGGGGACAAAGGUGGACAAAUUACCCCUGAAACAUCAUGACAUGUCUCCUAAUCAGAGGAACUGCCCCUCCCGUAACACUCCAUGUGCUGCUCAUAUACCCAGUGUGAUUGGUGAGCUUGCUGCAAUUUUGCUAUUUUAUAUUCCUUGUUGCUUGUCUUGUAUUUAAAUAUUUUUACUGAGUCUCUUUCAUAUUGAUUGGCCCAUCUAUCUCAGUGUCCUCUGCACUGACUGGCAGCAGCUCUCCAGGGUUUCAGGCAGGGAUUAUUGAACGUUACAUGAGUGGAGGCACCAGAUGGCAUGGCGUGGAUCCCUGCCACUUUUUCUCUUGCUGCAGAGCCCUGGUGUCACAGAUGCACAGGCCCAGCUGGUCAUUCUCCCCAGAAGGAACUCUGUUGAAAAGCAUUAGCGUCCCAAGAGGAAGUGAGGGCAGGUGAUGCAGACACCAGCUCUCUAGCGCUUUUCUGUUUAUUUCCAGGGUUUUCUCUCGACACAGACUGCCUUUUUGGCUGGGGCUCUCAGCUAUCCAAACAUGACAAAUUGAACAGAUAUAAGACAAAAAGGGAUGGAGAGGAAAAUAUGCACAGAAACCCUGUAUGGGUGAGAAUAGGAGACAGGGAAGUGUGAUUUAGCUGGAAGAGAUAAGGACAUAAGAGGAGCCCAGCUGGAUCAGGCAAAAAGGCCCUUCUAGCCCAGCAUCCUGCUCUCACUUAUGUCCAUUUACUAUAGGACUGCAGAACCCCAAGCCUGGGGCCCAAAUGCAGCUCUUCAGUCCUUUCUGUCUGACCCUUGCAACUCUCACCAGCCACACCCCUCAACAGCUUGGCUUCACACCCUCCCUGAAUGUUUUUGCAUGACUGUAAAUAUGUCCUUGAACUCUGAUAAUGCCUCUUGCUUGCCUGGAAGGAGGAUUGAGAAAGGAGUGUGUGUGUGUGUGUGUGUGUGUGUGUGUGUGUGUGUGUAGAAACUAACCUACUGCACAUGGGCAAAAUUCAAAUCCAUUGACCUGCCCACUUUCACCUCUGUCCCCACUCACCACAGCCAUGUGACCUCCAAAAAGUUGCCCAUUAGAGAAUGCAGCCCUCAAGCUGAAAAGCUCCCCGCUCCCAAUCCAGUUUCAAAUAGGUGUUUUUCUCCCAACAGGGUGAUGUUCUCAGAACCACCUGCAUGUACAACACUGAAGACAGGACUAAGGCAACUGUGGUGAGCAUCCCUGGAUAGGUUCUGGGAUACAGUAUGGAUUUGUGCCACUUGUGAAGAUAUGCAAAAACCCAGAGGCCAAAGGGGUGCUGCCUUCGUUCUCUGUCUAACACUGCAUAUGACAUGCAAAACCAGAACGAAGUAUUCAAAAUAAACAGUAGUACAAAUUCCCACUCUUAAUCCGCAUUGUUUACAGAUACCCGUAACUUUUUAAUAUUGUGUUUUGUAACAUAGAACACUAUGAUUUUUGGCCUCCUCCUGAAACUGGGUGAGGGUGUAAUGCAAAUGAGACCAUGUCUACUUAGAAGGAAGUCCUGUUGGAUUGAAUGGGGUUCACUCCCAAAUGAGUGGAUAUAGGAUCUGAGCCUUGGCCACCAAGGGCAUGGAAUGAAGGAAAGACUAUGGAAUAUGGGAGUUUGGGUUUGGUGUGCAAUGGGACAGGCCUCUCUCAUGGGAGGAGUCAACAGAGCUGGGUCCCUCCAUUCACAUCUUCUUCUCAAUUUCUGCAACCUACAGGGCGGUUUUGGCAUUAUGGAAGAGAUGUGUGUGAACUACAUCCACUACUACCCCCAGACGGAGUUGGAGCUGUGUAAGAGCGCCAUAGAUUUGGGCUACCUCCAUCGCUAUUUUAAUCUAGUAAACAGGUAAUGCAUUGUAAUUGCCCUAAUGUGAGAUCAUUAACUGAGGGACAAACUGGCUUGCUGGAGGAUCCACCAAAAUGGUCUCUGGUAGGGCUACCUUGACCCAAACUGGGCUGACACAGAGAAAACCCAACCCAGCUUGAAUCCAGACCCAGAAUCAAUUUGUGGGACAGGGCUAAAGUUUAAUUAGGGUUAUUUAAAGCCUACCAUAAUUUAACAUACAAUCAACAGGGGACACUCACAGUCCUACCGGUAGAUACCAUUGGGGACGGAACCUCUUGAAUGUAAAGCAGCUGCUCUGCUCUACUGAACUAUCACCCUGCCCCUUAAAAUAAAGCAAGAUUCUGGUCCCCAGAAUUCUGAAGGAAGGACUGAGUUUAACAGGAACAUAGAAAACUGCCUUAUACUGAAUCAGAUCCUUGGUCCAUCUAGCUCAGUUUUGUCCACUCUGACUGGCAGUGCCUUUUGGGGAUUUUAGGCAGGGAGUCUUUUCCCAGCUCCACCUGCAGAUUCUAGGUAUUGAACCUGGAACCUUCUGCAGGUGCUGUACUACUAAGCUGUUUUUGAUGUUAUGAGGCUUUGCCUUUUUCUCUUCUUCCCUCCCUGAGACAAGAGUUUUCUUCUUCUGGCAGGUUUAACGAUGAGGAUGUCUGCACAUGCCCAGAGACCUCUGUCACAGAGCAAUUUGCUUCUGUCCCUUGGAAUUCUUUCAACAGAGAUGUCCUGAAGUCCCUGUAUGACUUUGCCCCAAUUUCUAUGCAUUGUAAUAAAUCCUCAGCAGUGCUUUUCCCGGUAUGUAUAGCAAUGAGAAACUUUGGGGGAAGCUGGGGGAAGUGGACAGAGAAAUCAAAGGUGUUUUACCAAUUCCUUGGUCUGUGCUGGGUUUCUUUGUCAAUGAACACAAGGGCUAAUAUCUAAGUGAACUAUUGGAAUUAAUGGGUCUACUCCACAGGUUUAUUCAGAUCCUGGGCACGUUGCAUCGGUUUUCCCGAUUGUAAAACCAGCAUUUCUGUCCUGUUCUAAUGUUCCUUUCAUGUGGCAGUACUUGUGGCAUUAUGGAGCUGUGGCUUUUUUUACCACAGUGGCUUUUUUGAUCUAGCCCAAACCCCUGCAAUGCAUGUCAUGCUUAAUGUCAUUCACACCACUGGGUGUGGCAUGACAUAAAGAUGAACAUCAUUGGACAACGCCAAUACUCCCCACCCCUUCUGCACAUGCAAGCUUCUGUUCCCCCACAUCUUCCCCUUGCAAACAGCAGGAUGGAAUUGUAAUAUGCUUAAAAUUUCAUCACUUUACUCCCACAGUUUUCUGGGUUAAGGGGGUUGCAAAUGGAUUUUUUUUCCUGGAAUCAAAUAACAUGGAAAUGAGUGCUAAUCUUCUGCUAUAUUCUGCCAGAUUUCAGGAAGUGGUUUUUACUUUAUUUGAAAGCGCAAAUAUAAAGUGCAAAUUAAUAGUUUGGGGGAAUGGAAUAAAGCGUUGUUUGAAUGUAGCCCACAACAAAUGUUGGGCAAGUUGGUCUUGUCCAUUAAUUUCAAUAGGUCUACUCUGAGUAGGGCUAGCAUUGGCUUCAACCCAUUGCAUUCUUUUUUCAUGAUGAAGACAAGUGGAACAAGUUCCCCUCCUCCCUUCCAAGUAUUAUUUUGCCCUGUUUUGCAUUGCAUGCAUAUUAUUAUUCACAACUGUCUAAUUUUCUCCCCAUUGCAUUGCCCAUCCAAAGGCACAGGAACAUGUUUCUAAGUAGUAAUGCAGGCCUGAAUGGCCACAGUGCGUUGCCUAUGCAUGAAGGUCUACAGCUAGCACAACUGGAGACUCCUCUGGAGCAACAGAUUUAUGCUUUUCAUAUCAGAAGUGCAAAAUUCCAUAGGUAUUUCUCAGUGACAUUGAAUAUAAAGCACCAAACACACAUACAUACACGCACCCCAGCUCUCAGGGCAUCCCAGGAGAAAAAAAUGUGCCUUUUUGACUGUCUAUUUUAGUCUCUUUCAGCCCAAAGAUAGGUCUCAUAGAAAGUGACAAUGAAUAAUCUUGGCCAGGAGGGACAUGUGAUGAGCAGCCUUCAUCACUGAAGACCUUUGCUUCUGUAGUUGGACUUUAAAAGUAAUCACCCAAACUGUUUAAGUCAUAAAUAGAAGGAUUGAAUCCACUUUAUGAAGGGGAAGUUCUUGGAUUUGGAGGACAGUGCAAGGCUAGGGAAACUUUUGUAUGAUCCACCAAGGUAAGGCCUACUAGGGAUGACUCAGAACUCCACAUCUGCUGAUGCCUGGAAUCCAUGUGGUCUCUAGGGGCAAGAGGGGGCCUCCACCCAAUUCCACAUGCAGAAUCUUAACUUCAGUCCUGGUGACUCCAUUGCAUCUGAGGACAGCAGGCUGGUUUAGAGGGUGUAGGUCAAACCAUCGGCUUGCCACUGCUUCCUGCACAUUCCUCCUGAGGCUACUGCCUCACUCUGCUGAAUGAUAAGACCAGAUUUGCAUUCUGGAAUGGAAUCAGGAAUCUGUCGCACUGUGAGAAGACCAUACCUAAAGAAAAUUGGGCUGCUCUAAGCCUCUUUCCCUGAGUUUGGCAUUGGAUGGCUGAACAGUUUUGGAGCUGUUCUGCUAUUCAUCCCUCAUUUUUUUGGCAUCUAGUUCCCAAAGAAGUGGGAUAAUGAACAAAAGGCUUAGAACUGAGAGGUCAAGCACAUGGCCCUGAUUGUGCAGAAAGUUCAGUCCUCGCCAUCAAACACUUAAAGGACUGGAAGUUAAGAAAUGCCUUUGAAAGCAGCUAUCUUAUCAGGACAGAGGUGGGGGAAUAACUUCUUCACACAGCGCAUAGUUAAACUAUGGAACUCACUCCCACAGGGAGGCAGUGAGGGCCACCAACCUAGAUGGCUUUUAUAAGAUGUUUAGACAAAUUAAUAGUGAAGGCUAUUGAUGGCUACAAGCCAGGAUGACUAAGCUCUGCCUCCUGAGGCAGCAAUGGAAGCAGCAAUGCUUCUGAGUACCAGUUGCAGGAAACACGGGGAGACGGCUCUUGUGCUCACAGCCUGUUUAUGGGUUUCCCACAGGCAUCUGGGUGGCCACUGUAAGAACAGGAUGCUAGCUUGAGGCAGCAGGAGGUCUACUCUGAUAGCAGAACUUCCAUGACCAGGGAUAGUCUACUUCUGAAUGCCAGUUUUAGGGAACCAUAAAAAGGGAGGGUUGCUGAUGUGCUCAGGUCCUGCUUGUGGGCUUCCCAUAAUGGACAUCUAGUUGGCCACUGUAAGAACAGGAUGCUGGACUAGAUGAGCCAUUGGCCUGAUCCAGGAAGCACUUCUUAUGUUCUAAACUGUAUUGGGGGGGGGCAACAUUGGCUGUAAUUAGAGCUGACACUAAACAGCAGCUGAAGGCAACUGACAUGACUAAAUCCUUGGAGGAUGGAUGGCGGCUAACAGAUUGAGGUUGAAUCCUGACAAGACAGAAGUGCUGUUUCUGGGGGACAGGAGGCGGGCAGGUGUGGAGGACUCCCUGGUCCUGAAUGGGGUAACUGUGCCCCAUUCAGGACCAGGUUAGCAGCCUGGGAGUCAUUCUGGACUCACAGCUGUCCAUGGAGGCGCAGGUCAAUUCUGUGUCCAGGGUAGCUGCUUAUCAGCUCCAUCUGGUACGCAGGCUGAGACCCUACCUGCCUGCAGACUGUCUCGCCAGAGUGGUGCAUGCUCUAGUUCUCUCUCGCUUGGACUACUGCAAUGCUCUCUAUGUGGGGCUACCUUUGAAGGUUACCCGGAAACUACAACUAAUCCAGAAUGCGGCAGCUAGACUGGUGACUGGGAGCGGCUGCCAAGACCAUAUAACACUGGUCUUGAAAGACCUACACUGGCUCCCAGUACAUUUCCGAGCACAAUUCAAAGUGCUGGUGCUGACCUUUGAAGCCCUAAACAGCCUCGGUCCAGUAUACCUGAAGAAGCGUCUCCACCUCCAUCAUUCUGCCCGGACACUGAGGUCCAGCGCCGAGGGCCUUCUGGUGGUUCCCUCGCUGUGAGAAGCCAAGUUACAGGGAACCAGGCAGAGGGCCUUCUCGGUAGUGGCACCCGCUCUGUAGAAUGCCCUCCCAACAGAUGUCAAAGAGAAAAAUAACUACCAAACUUUUAGAAGACAUCUGAAGGCAGCCCUGUUUAGGGAAGCUUUUAAUGUUUAAUACAUUAUUGUAGUUUAGUGUUUUGUUGGAAGCCGCCCAGAGUGGCUGGGGAAACCCAGCCAGAUGGGUGGGAUAUAAAUAAUAAAUUAUUAUUAUAUUAUUAUAAAAUAUACACUUUUAGAUACCCAGCAAGGUCACUUAUUUCCCCAGGUGAGUUUCUCCUCAAAGUUCCUAAAAUAUCAGAACUACUGCUUUUCAGCAACUUGGGGCAGGUCUUUCAGUAUGGCUGCUCCUGUUCUGUAGAACAGCCUGAAUCUUGUGAUGCCACAGGUACAUCCUGUUGGCACUUUCCAGAAACAAAUGAAGAUGUUUUUGUCUGGACAAGCUUGUCCAGCAGGAUGAAGUCUCUAUCUUAGGCAUUCACAGAAUCAGAAUCAUAGAAUCAUAAACUUGGAAGGGAUCCCAAGAGUCAUCUAUUCCAACCCCCUGUGAUGCAGAAAUCUCAGCUAAAGCAUCCAUCCAACCUCUGCUUAAAAACUUCCAAUGAGGUCAGAAUGUUCUUCCCGAUGUUUAGUCCAAAUCUCUUUUGUUGCAACUUGAAGCCAUUGGUUUGGGUCCUACCUUCCAGAGCAGGAGAAAACAAGCUUGGUCCAUCCUCCACGCGAUAGCCCUUCAAAUAUUUGAAGAUGGCUAUUGUAUCUCCUUUCAUUUUCCUCUUUUUCAGGCUAAACAUUCAGUCUGUUAUCAUUUAUAAACCUCUUGUUCAUUGUUGCUGAUUUGCAUGGUUAUUCAAAAUAUUUCUUAGCAGUUUUUAUAGUGUAUUUGUAAGUUACUGUGACUUACCGUGGGAUGUAUGUAAAAUGAUGGUGAUGAUGAUGAUGAAUAAUUAAUAAACUGCUUCUCUCUCCAGGGUGAAUGGGAGAGGCAACCUGUACCAAAGAUCACAGAGAUACUACCGGAACCAGAGUCAAGCUGCGAGCCCAACCUAGUCCGUCCCCCAGUGUCUCCCACUCUUGUUAAACUCAACAAGGUGCCUUUAAAGUGAGAGCUGGACCUAACUUAGGCCUCAUCCACACCUUACAUUUAAAGCACUAUGAUACCACUUUAAACUUCCCCCAAAUAUUAUUUCCCUCCAAUAAUUCAUUAAGGGUACAGAGAACUGUUAGAAGAAUGGGGAUGGGGUGUGUGUCUCCUAACAGGGUUACAAUUCUCAGAGUGGUUUAAUAAUCAAUCCCUUUCACAGCGAACUCUGGGAACUGUAACUCUAACAGCUUUCAACACCCUGAACAAGCUACAGUUCCCAUGAUUCUUUUUUGGGGGGAGCAGAAAUGUUAAGCUGUGAUAAUACUGCUUGGAAUGUAUAGUGCAGGUUGGGCUUUUAAGCAGACAGCUGCAAUCCUCAUAAAGGGAUAAUGGGCAAAGGGGAAUCUCUUUACCACCCCAGGAGGCAGACCUAGAGCCAGGGUUUUUUGAGGUGUGUGGGGGUGUUGAGUGAAGCUCUGUUCAGAAGUUAGAACAAGCCUACAGAGAGCAGUAUGCUUGGAUUUCAAUCAUAGCAGCUUGCGGGUGAGCGACGGGACUUUUUCUCAAACAAAAAUGAGCCUCACAGAUGUAUCUUCAUAGAUGGCCCCAUUCUGAGGCACAUAACAAGGCCUGACUCCCCUUUGGCUCUGCCUAUAAACCAGAUCCCACCAGGUGUUCCUCUGACCCACCCCAAGUUCUGCUCCAAAGCUCAAAAGAGGAAGUCUUUUAAAAUAAUAAUCAAAUUGAGUGGGAGUGUCAAAACACAGAAAAUGAGCCUAAUGCCCUCUGUGUUGAGGAAUGAUUGGUCUGUGGACCUGAGCUGAUGUGAUGGAGGAACACGGACCAUCUGUGUGUGUUUUUCACCCACAAACCCGUUAAUAGUUACAACUCAACCUGCAACAUUUAUAAAUAAACGUAAUUGCAAAUAUCA